AUCUGUUUUCUGUCAUCAGUAUUGGUCCAGGGCAUUUAAUCUCCAUUCAGCUGCCUUUCCAUGAUGUUUUCAUUGCAUUUCAUUUACCUCCUUGUUAUGCUUUCUUUGCUCUGUUUCUGCCCAUUUCUCUUAAUUGCUCAUCUUUAAAAGGGGGUGGGGUGGGGGAAGGCGGUGUAUCUCCGCACGAUGAGGCCCGGCUUUGUUCCCAUUUUCUUGGCUGCCACCAAAACCCCUUGGACCUUUCUCUUUGUCUCCUCGGGGCACAUUCCCAGUAGGAGCCUCGCCGGGCCAGCGGUUCCGAAGAGUCUAAUCGCGUUUCCACAUUAGACAAAACCCACAACGGCCCCUGAACAGCCCGUUUCAUCUUUUAUCCCCUUUGCUGAAGGGGGAGCUGAAGCCUCUGCACAUCUGUCUGCCCGCCGGGUCCCCUCCUGCGCCCACCUGUCUAGCGGACAACGGCCCUGCCUUUUAGGCAUCUGGGCCCCUUUCCCGGGUACCUCCAGGGUCGGAUUCUACAAGACGUGGGCUUCAGAGAAGACCAAGAGGUUGUAUCCUGAGUCUCUAAAUACGACAUAAAGUGAACGAACGUGUACAGAGCAACCUCUUUAAGGGCAGGAUCCCUUGGACUGAGAUCUGCAAGGAGAGCCUAGUACACUGCCCAGCAGUAUAGUAACUGAUCAAGAAAUAGAUCUGAAAAUGAUUGACUUAGAGACAACAAGGUGCUAAGGAGUCGAUUCCACUACCUGAAGACGUCCCCUCUUACCUGGUUUUUCAAACCUUGAGUACUUUUUCUGAUUAAUCCUCACAAAGGAGGGAAAGAGGUCCAGGACUGAUAAGGGGUCUUUGUGUUCAGAACUGCUAAUCCUUAACUACCUGAGGUGUCAAGUAGGAUGCCAAUAGGCUUCCGGCAUCCACUGCCUGAAUAAACCCAAGGGAACUCAGUCUGAGCACAUCCUGGUUGGAGGAGGCAGCUUCAGCAGGACCAACCUCCAGUCACUUUCUCCAAGGCAAAAGCCAAGCUGGUCAAGUAUUGAGCUAUCACCACUGACUAAACAGGAUAAUGCUGAGCACAGAAGACAGAGAAGGCUUCGUGGUGAAGAUCCGGGGCUUGCCCUGGUCCUGUAGGGCCAAUGAAGUCCAGUGCUUCUUCUCGGAAUGCAAAAUUCAAAAUGGGGCAUCAGGUAUUCAUUUCAUCUAUAACCGAGAAGGCAGACCGAGUGGAGAAGCAUUUGUCGAACUUGAAUCAGAAGAUGAAGUCAAAUUGGCACUGAAAAAAGACCGAGAAACCAUGGGACACAGAUAUGUGGAAGUAUUCAAGUCAAACAUCGUUGAAAUGGACUGGGUGUUGAAGCAUACUGGCCCAAACAGCCCUGCCAUUGCCAAUGAUGGCUUUGUGCGUCUUAGAGGACUCCCCUUCCACUGUAGCAAGGAAGAAAUUGUUCAGUUUUUUUCAGGGUUGGAAAUCGUGCCAAAUGGGAUCACAUUGCAGGUGGACUUCCAGGGCAAGAGUUCGGGGGAGGCCUUUGUGCAGUUUGCUUCACAGGAAAUAGCUGAAAAGGCUCUACAGAAACACAAGGAAAGAAUAAGGUACAGGUACAUUGAAAUCUUCAGGAGCAGCCGGGCAGAAGUACAUACUCAUCAUGAUGCUUGUCGAAAGCAACGGCCAGGUCCUUAUGACAGGCCCGGGGCUGGCAGAGGCUAUAACGGCAUUGGUAGAGGAGCUGGGUUUGAAAGAAUGAGGCGAGGUGCCUAUGGUGGAAUGUAUGGAGACAGUGUAUAUAAUUAUGGAUAUAGCUUUGGGUUGGAUAGAUUUGGGAGAGACAUCAAUUACUGUUUUUUGGGAAUGUCUGAUCAUAGAUAUGGAGAUGGUGGGUCCACUUUCCAGAGUACCACAGGCCAUUCUGUGCACAUAAGAGGAUUACCCUACGGAGUUACUGAAAAUGAUAUUUACGAUUUUUUCUUACCACUCAAGCCUGUUCGAGUACACAUUGAAAUUGGGCCUGAUGGCAGAGUGACUGGAAAGGCGGAUGUUGAAUUUGCUACUCAUGAAGAUGCUGUGGCAGCUAUGUUAAAAGACAAAGAAAAUACACAGCACAGGUAUGGAGAACAAUUCUUGAAUUUGAUAGCAGGAGGAAGCGGUGGUGCUUAUUGUAGCCACAUGAUGGGAGGCAUGGGCUUGUCAAACUGGUCCAGUUACUGCAGUCCAUCUAGCCACCAGCUGCUGACUGGGGGUUAUGGUGGAUGCUAUGGUGGUCAAAGCAGCAUGAACCCACGUGACCAAGUUUUACAGGAAAACUCCAGUGAUUUUUCAAGUCAUCAUUGCAUAGGGAGCCAAGGAGCAAUGAACAGCACCUACUAUGGUAGAGGGAGUGGUGCAUAUAUGGGAGUGAAAGGAAUAAUGGGAGGGAUGUCUGGCAUGUCCAGUAUGAGUGGUGGAUGGGGAAUGUAAUCCUAAUCACUGAUUCUUGGUCAACUUUUUUUUUAAAAACAAACAAAAACAAAGGUUAACAGUUUUGCAGUAGAAGCCUGUGGUUUAUGCUGCAUGUCAGUGAAAUCAGGAUUGUUAUGAAAACUUCAGGUUUGGUAUUUUUGAACACAGAAAAACAUUCAUUUAGGAUGGAAUAAGCAACUUGAGUAAAGACUCUGUUAAACAAUUUCCACUUUUCUCAAGGUAGUUAUGUUGUAGGAGUGUACUUUAGCAGUAAGCUUAUUUAGGUUAAAGCAGUUGCAAUUAUAUUAAAUGUUGCUCUUGUACCACAUUACAUGAAAUGCUGUUUGAGACACAUGACUUUUUGUAAAAACAAAUAUAGGAGCUGUGUCUGCAAUUCAAAACUGAAACAUAUGGCAUGUUUGUUCUAGUUUAUUUCAUUUACUGUCCUGUAAGGCGCACAUACAUUUAAGGUUUUUUGGUGGUUGUAUUUUUUAAGUUUGGGGACAAUUUUGAGACACAAAACAUGCUUUAGGGUUUGGUCUUGGAGUUUGUAUUAAGUUCUGAAAUCUUGAUUUAAAUCUUUCAUUGUAUUGUGAUAUCCUUUUAGGUAUAUUGCUAAGUGAAACUUCUUGGUGAGGCAAUUGGGGUUAAAUGACUUGCCUAGGGUCACACAGCUAGUAAGUGUUAAGUGUCUGAAGCUAGAUUUGAACUCAGGUCCUCCUGACUCCAGGGUGGGUGCUUUAUCCACUGCCCCACCUAACUGCCCCAGCUAAGUGAAACUUCUUAAAUCUUCCUUUCAAAAAAGAACUGUGUUUGUGUUUGGGUAAUAGGUUUGGGUAAUAGGACCUACCAAUUUUCAAGCCUCUUUCUGUACCCAUCAUCAUAGAAAGGACUUCAAGUAUCAUCUGGGACUUCUUCAAUCCCAUGUGGUUAAAUGGGAGGUAUAGGUGUUGUGCUCUGGAUUGUGACUGCAGAGUCAACCUCAUUCUUUUUUAAAGAAGAAUUUUUAUAUCAAUAGUUGUUUCACAGUUAAAAAUAAACUUUUCACAUUCAUUAUUAAAAAUUUUGAGUUGCAAAUUAUGUUCCUUGCUCUCUACCCCAGUUCCUUGAAAAGGCAAGCAAUACAUCAGUUAUACAUGUCAAGUCAUAAAAACAGGUCUGCAUAUAAGCCAUGUUGCAAAGCCACACACACACACACACACACACACAAAUAAAAAUAAGGAAAGUGAAAAGUAAGCUUCAAUCUGUAUCAGAGUUCAUCAGUUCUCUCUCUGGGAGCAGGAGAGAAUGUUUCAUCCUGAGUGCUUUCAAAUGGCUUUGGAUCAUUGUCUUGAUCAGAGUAGCUACCUUUUUCAACAGUUGGUCAUCUUACGAUAUUGCUGUGGCUGUAGACCAUGUACUCCUGGAUCUGCCCACUUCACUUUGCAGCAGUUCCUUUCAAACUUCCCAGCUUUUUCUGAAACCAUCCUCUUCAUCAUUUCUAAUAGCAUACUGAACCAAAGUUGUUAUCUUUGAAUUCGUUGCUCUUUUUCUGAUCUGCUCACUUCCAUCCUUUCCUGGCUAGUAGGCAUUCACAUUAAAAAAAAUUCCAAGAGCUAAUUCUUCAAAGAUGUAGUAACUGACCUUAGUGGUUAUGAAUGAUCUGAGGAGGAAAGGGAAUUGUCAGCAGCUCUCAAACUAAACUGCUUAGGAGACCACCAUUUGCAGGAACCUGAAUGACCAGAGAGGAGCUAUAAGGAAUAAAUGCCCAGCUCUGAUAGUGCAAACAAGUCGUUAAGGGAAUCAAAGAAAACAGAUCUCUGCCAGUUAGAGUCAGAGGGAAGACCUGAGGGAACUGGUCCAAUCAGAUAAACUAACCUCUGUAAAAAGGUAUAAGCUGGGGGCG
This is a messenger RNA of Dromiciops gliroides (monito del monte), 4316 nucleotides long. RefSeq names its product heterogeneous nuclear ribonucleoprotein H2-like. Bases 1061 to 2449 code for a protein of 462 amino acids. Gene Ontology annotation, molecular function: RNA binding. NCBI's taxonomy places the organism in Eukaryota, Metazoa, Chordata, Mammalia, Microbiotheria, Microbiotheriidae. The transcript is spliced from 3 exons. Gene Ontology annotation, cellular component: nucleoplasm; ribonucleoprotein complex. The record is from RefSeq and is a predicted model, not a curated record. Gene Ontology annotation, biological process: regulation of RNA splicing.